This is a messenger RNA of Ricinus communis (castor bean), 1783 nucleotides long. Its product is annotated as RING-H2 finger protein ATL7. The coding region runs from base 458 to 1063 and encodes 201 amino acids. The transcript is spliced from 3 exons. The record is from RefSeq and is a predicted model, not a curated record. Lineage: Eukaryota; Viridiplantae; Streptophyta; Magnoliopsida; Malpighiales; Euphorbiaceae.
UAUUAAUGCAAUUCCAAAGAGCAAGAAAACGAACUGUCUUCUUCUUCUUUCCACCCCUCUACUCCCAUCUAAACCAUCUAUUCUUUUUUAUUUAACUUUGAGUCCACCCAAAGCGAUUACGAUUCUAUUUUGUCGUUAAUUUCUUUUUCAUUUUUCCUUUUUAUUACUUCUUUUUGUUUGUGUUUCUUUUGUUGUUUUUUUUUAGAAAAAUUAUGGCUAUGAACUAUUCAAGAAUAGCCAUUUCUUGAAGAAUCUUGAUCUGGGUGUUUGUUACUCUUCGUUCUCUUCGUCUUGCCUCCUCUUACUUGUUAUUAACUUAUGGGUCUUCUUGUUUUUCCUUGUUUAUUUACGUGUUCUUAUUGAAAGAACCUUCUUGGCCUGGGGUUGUUUUCCUUCUCUUCGAUUUUGCAACUUUAUAUUUGGGAUUGAAUUGAUUUUGAUAGUUAGCAAGCAGCCGAUGUUAGGUUCAGGCAUGAAUUUGAUUACUACUGUUAUCGGGUUUGGGAUGAGUGCCACUUUUAUUGUGUUUGUUUGCACAAGAAUUAUCUGUGGGAGGCUUCGAGCUUCUGAAUCCAGGCAAACGUUUGAGCUUGAAUCCAGGAUUGACCUUGACCAGCCAGAACAUCAGAUUAGUGGUCUUGAACCAGUGAUGGUAGCUGCAAUUCCCACAAUGAAGUUCAACCGUGAGGCAUUUACUGCUGUGGAGGAUGCACAGUGCUCAAUAUGUUUAGGAGAAUACCAAGAAAAGGAAGUAUUGCGGAUCAUGCCCAAGUGCGGUCAUAACUUUCAUUUGUCUUGCAUAGAUGUAUGGCUUAGAAAACAAUCUACAUGUCCAGUUUGCCGGUUCCCAAUACAAGACACUCUAGAAGCAAAACAUAUGAGACAAGCAACAAUGAGUAUGGUCCGAUCUAUUGAUAGUCCUGAGACAUCAACUGAACAUUCUCGACAAUGGCUACUACCUGGUCCUGAUCGUUCGAUGGGGAAUGCUAGUAACCAAGAGCACCUUGUCCCUGUUUCUGGAAGCCCUGAACCUGCUCCCAUAGAACUACAGACAAGGCAUUGACGAAGCAAAGAAAUUGAUGAUGUAAUGACAACAUAUUCACAUUCAUUUUCGUUCUUGCGAGGCCUCUGGUUCUUGCAAGAUAUCUUACCUGUGCUUCAAGCCAACUUUACUUUUUUUGAGACGUUGAAUCUCUUUGGUUGGAGCAUGCACAUACGACUUGAGAUUUUGUGUAGAUUUGUACAUAAAAUUCCUACUAGCUUUUGUAGCAUGGUACUGAGACUCGCUCAGCCCUAUUCGUUGUGAAGAAACUGUAAUAAUCUUGGAAAGUACAAUCGGUUCAGACGCACAGGUUUUCUUAGUACCUAGAUAUCUGAACCAGGGGGGUUCCUGAUUGAUCCAAACGCCAAGGCCAAGUUUUCUGUUUGUACAAACAGAUAUGUUCUCUCUCUUCCUCUCCUGUAUUAACAAGAAAUCAGCUAGUGCUUGCAUCCAAUACGACUUGUUCUCACUCUUUGUAAAAGCUGUCUCAUUUCACUGCCUCACGCAUAAUGCAUAUCGGGGUGGUGAUGGAGGUUGCCAGCAUGAGCGUGAUUGCUGGGUGGUGGGGGCGGCAGCAGCAGCGACGGUUGCUGGGUGGCGGUCGCUGUAGGGGGUGGCAUUUGAAAUUUUUAUAUUUAUCCAAACUUUGAUAUUUGGAACAUAAAUAUAUGAGAUUCUAAAUCCCUAAUGUAUAUCAGAUUAUGAAUUUCAAAUGACAAGUUUCAGAUUGUUCUAUGCAAA